This is a messenger RNA of Penicillium robsamsonii, 1557 nucleotides long. RefSeq names its product putative MFS multidrug transporter. Gene Ontology annotation, molecular function: transmembrane transporter activity. Bases 1 to 1557 code for a protein of 518 amino acids. The transcript has 3 exons. Gene Ontology annotation, biological process: transmembrane transport. The record is from RefSeq and is a predicted model, not a curated record. Gene Ontology annotation, cellular component: membrane. Lineage: Eukaryota; Fungi; Ascomycota; Eurotiomycetes; Eurotiales; Aspergillaceae.
AUGGGCGCGCCAGAAGCUCCUAACCCGAGCAAUGAGGCUAUGCCACAUGAUCUAGAGCAGGCCAGGAUCAACCAAGAGACUGCUGAUUUGGAAAGAUUAGGAAGAGAACGCCCAAAAUGCUUCAAAGGCGCUUGGUCAGAAAUUUCUUUCUGUCUCUCAAUUUUCAUGUCCCAAAUUCUUGCAGAAUACUAUAUCUCAGGCUCAAAUGUUCUCCUUCCAACGCUGGUUAAAGAGCUUGACCUCCCCAAAGCCUCAGAGAUAUGGCCGUCUACCGCAUUAUCGCUAGUCGUGACCUCGACGCUGCUGAUCUUCGGUAGAUUAACCGACAUGUUUGGCGGAUAUAUAAUUUACAGCGGAGGAGCUGUUUGGCUCACAAUAUCCUCUAUCCUCUGCGGUGUCUCCCAGACAUGGCUGAUGUUGAUUAUUUGCCGAGCAUUGCAGGGUUUUGCUCUGGCCGCUUUUCUGCCAUCAGGAGUCAUGAUUCUUGGCAGCACCUACAGACCGGGGCCCAGAAAGAAUAUGGUCUUCAGUAUCUAUGGCGCAUGUGCGGCGCUGGGCUUCUUUGUGGGAAUUUUCUUCUCCGGACUCUGUGGUGAAUAUCUCACUUGGAGAUGGUACUUCUUCAUCGGAGCGAUCCUCUCCGCCAUCACAGCAGCUCUGUCACUAUUCUCCAUUCCGCGCGAUUAUUCUGAGAAGAGAAAAAUGGGUAUUCGGAUGGACUGGCCUGGUGCCUGUCUUUCUGUCCCGGCGGCUGUGCUUUUUGUGUUUGCCAUUGCGGAUAGUUCGUAUGCGACACAAGGGUGGAGAACGCCAUAUAUUCCUCUUUUCUUCGUUCUUGGGCUUAUUCUUAUGGGAGUCAUGGUUUAUGUGGAAGGAUGGGUUGUGAAGAACCCUCUGCUGCCUGGCGACGUUUUCCGAGUCAAGUAUAUGCUGCCUCUGGUCAUCGCAUUGCUAUUUCUUUACGGCACGUUGGGUAUAUUCCUACUCUAUGCCGUUCUCUACAUGUCUGAAAUAAUGGGUGCUUCGCCAAUGCAAAUCGUGGCAUGGACUGCGCCUAUGGGAGUUGGUGGUCUUAUCCUUUCAAUCGGAGGAGGAAUGAUCUUCCACAAAGUCCCAGGAACGUUGUUGAUGUUGAUAUCAUGUCUCGGCUACGUGGGUUCUGGUCUGUUUUUCGCCGUCCUCCCUAUCGGCGGAAAUUACUGGGCUUUCGUAUUCCCGUCGAUGAUAUGCGGCACAGUCGGCAUUGAUAUCAGCUUCAACCUUGCCAAUGUUUUCAUCACGACAAACCUUCCAAAAGCAAGGCAAGGCUUAGCUGGUGCAUUGAUCAACUGCACUCUGCACAUGGGAAUCGCCGUGAUGCUUGGUUUCGCGGAUAUUGUUCACACCAACACAUCUGACCUAGGUACCCGGGAUAGCUACAAGGCUGUCUUUUGGUACCAAACCGGACUAGCCAUAUUGGGACUUGUUAUUGUCCUAUUUUUUGUGCGGAUCAGAGAGGCCAAGAGUGAACUUACACUUGAUGAAAGAGCAGCAAUGGCAGCAGAGGGAAAUGAAUGA